AUGACGCUCUCGCCGAAGUCUUUGGCUGGUCCUGGCUACAUCAUACUCAAUGGCAUUCGCGUCAUGAACAUCAUCGGCCUUCUGGCUGUGGUCACUGCGAGCGUCCUGAUGCUGGUCAAGACAUCGACAGAAUCAAAGUUCUUCUUCUUCGAUGCAGUCAGCCAUGUGCUCACGGCGAUCACUGGCAUGUUCCUCCUCGUAUCAGAGUUCUCGUUCUUCCGCUCCUUCUUCGCACGCAACUGGCCUCUGCUCAGUCCCGCCCACGGCUUCGUUACUCUUGGCCUGGCGAUGAUCGUGCUUGGCGUCAACAUGCUGGGCAACCUCAACAAACCAGCAACAAGUCGGGAGUCACUUGGCCUGGCGUUCUGGCGUAUCGUCAUCGGCUCCGGCAUUGUAAUUUUCAUCCUCGGACACGUUAAUCUGGUGGCAAGCUACGUCUUCCGCGACCGCAGCCAAGGCAUCACAGCGCGCCAGGUCCGCGCCAAGGGAGCAGUGGCGAUCCAUCAAACGCCGAUGCCCAACAAUGGCACACCUUCGGCGCCUGAGCUUGCUCAAUCAUAUCUGCCAAACCCGAUCACACCAUCAAAGACCGGCAAUCCAUUCCAAUUCUUCACCUCAGAACGUCGCCAGUCACUUCUACCAUCCUACCACAGCAACUCCACCGUGUCCUCGCCCAUCAAGGAGGCCAUCAGCCCAACAAGCAAGUACUCACGCACCACGAACUGCUCAAAGAAGGUCCUUUCCUUCAUGGGCCGCAACAGACAGAGCGUGGGUCCAAAGCUGCCGGUGCACGUGCAGGAGCGCGAAGUCGAGAUUUCGGCGCCGAUGGGAGUGAACCCACAGUUUGCGCAUCUGGUGCAAAGACCUGAUAGUGCUAUGCACCCCAGCAGGACAGGCGAGAGUCAGGCUUUCCGGUGGAGGCCGGUGGCGUAA
Molecule: messenger RNA, 933 nt
Organism: Recurvomyces mirabilis
Lineage: Eukaryota; Fungi; Ascomycota; Dothideomycetes; Mycosphaerellales; Teratosphaeriaceae
Exons: 2
Coding region: 1-933 (310 amino acids)
Source: RefSeq, a predicted model, not a curated record